Messenger RNA from Trachymyrmex cornetzi, 2558 nucleotides. RefSeq lists its product as uncharacterized. The transcript has 2 exons. The record is from RefSeq and is a predicted model, not a curated record. The coding region runs from base 104 to 2287 and encodes 727 amino acids. NCBI's taxonomy places the organism in Eukaryota, Metazoa, Arthropoda, Insecta, Hymenoptera, Formicidae.
UUGAGAUGAGCAGUGGUGACGAGGAUUAUGCCGGUACAAAAAAGUCCAGUAAUUGCAGCGUAAGGUGUUCAGGAAGACAAAACGAUCGUCCGACCAUAAUGUCAUGAGUGCUUGCAAUUGUUGCUGUUCGGCGCGAGAAUUUCAUUUUCGCAGCAAUCCUGAUUUUACUGUUCGAGAAAAUUCAAGAAGAGACCUAAAUACUUUCACUAAAUCUGCUUAUCAACAUCCAAAUUUAUCAAAAAAUUCAUACAAACAUCAAACAACUUUACCUACAUUCCAGGGCUGGUAUUCUAUAGAGAAUCGUAAAGGGUGGCCAACAGUUACAAAAAUGGCCAACCUCGAAGUCAUCAAAAACCGGUCUCAGGACGCUAUUCACAAUUCCAGAAAUAAUAAAUCGAAAAUUACCGAAAGAAAAUCUGCAAAAGUUCAUACGUUUAAAUCAUUGCGCAGGGAAAAACUUGACGACUCAACUUAUAAAAGUUAUCCAAAUAUUACAUCUAACGAGAAAACGACAGAAAAAAAUUCUCGUUAUAGUGAUCGCAAACAGGAAAAAGAAAUACGGACGAAGAAAUUAAAUAAAGAAAGUGACAUCAGCGGCUUUAUAAAUAAACAACCACUUAAUAAAAUUUAUUCCUGCCGAGAUAUGGGCUUCUCUUAUCAGGCUCCAUUGCAGGAUGGAGACUAUGACAGAUAUUAUACUUUGAAGUAUCCUGUAAGGAGAUCCAGACAACCGACUGCUUGGGAUUUGAGUUCGCGAUCCAACAGGUUGACGGAAUCAGCGAGACUGCUCGAAAGGAGCUCGUUACUGCAAAGGCAAACUUCGCAAUGGGUGAAUGAAAUGGGACCUUCGCUGAAAGCGUUCAGCUCCAUUAUAGGAGCAUCGAUCGAUAAGAGUUACCAGCGAGAGACGAAACGUAAGAACAACAUGAAUCAACGGCGACGAAAUCCAAACGUUUUAGGGGAACGAGAGCUGUCGUGUUAUCGCAGGCCCGGCCUCUUAAAGGAAUCCGGGAAGCUGUGCCAAGUGGUACGCACCCGUGAAGAUAAGCAACGGCUCGACUGCUCUUGCGAAAACGCCGAGCAAGAUGAGACGAUGGGUUACUUGAGAUACUGUUGCUCAAAAAAUGUAAACGAUUUCAUUCGACCACAAUAUGAAAAUCGACCGAGUACAAUGAGCAAACGAGCCAAUUACACAACACUUCGCAGAACACUGUCCCAAUCAGUACAGUCACAAUAUAACGAUGAAGGAGAAUCCGAGUUCAAUUUAUCGAUGGCAGAAGAUUCGCAGAAUGAGGAGUAUGAUAAUUAUGCAUUUGACGUCUUCGACGAUGCGAGGAAUACUUACGACGAUGCGAUCGACGUGAAUUAUUUAAAGCCAUGCGUAUCAUUUCCGGACGAUCAGGCACGCCAUGGCUCGAACGAAGUGGCUCGGGAGUAUAAGAAAUUGAGUAAUGAUUUAAAGCGUAACCAGGGAAAAUCGAUGGCAACGCGGACGACUUUACAAAACAAGAUUACCACGAGAUAUCCUAAGGACAAGGAAUUCUCUUUUGCGACAAGAAAACCUGUGUCGGGGGAUUCUUCAGGAUUAAGAUACGAUGCAGCAGAAUCCACAUGCGAAUGUAAGGAGCCUUUCCACGAUCCUCCAGCGGCGUGUUUAACUGGUUCUUGCACCUGCAUUGGGAAUGACGAAAAUGCAAAAAGAAACGACAGUGAUUCAUCGCACAGGAUAUCUGAUACGGUCUACAACUGUUGUUGCUGCUCCUGCUCGUCAUCUACUUCUCACGACGAAAAGGAUCCGGUAAAGAAACUCGAGUCUUUCUGCGAGAGAGUAAAGGCGGUAAAUCAAGACAUAUUCCGUAAAUCAUCGAAAUCCACCUGUCGCAAACUAACCAGGACUAAUGCGCAGGAAUACGUUCACGAUAAUAGCGACGAGCAAAAUCAAUCCGAGUUCAGCACCCAGAGAGUCACUCAAAGAGUAAGAUCUACCGAGGGAGAACGGUUAGCGAAUCAUGCUUGUUUGAGGCUUGAAAAGCACAGUCACGACGGAGCGAAUCUGGAGAAGAUUUUUAUUUAUCCGCCGCGAGGAGAAAACGGUCCGCCUUUGACGCUCUACAAAAGAUCGUCGAAUAUUAGCUGUCGUGUGAAGGGCGAUGUCGAUACAGGAUUUCGCUAUAGCGUAACAUAUGUGCAAAAAUUUGUAAGCCCAACAUGGAUGCCUAGUUUAACGCCGGAAGAUCCUUCAUGGGAAAUCGAUGAAGGAUAUAGCUGUUCUGCCGAUUACGGCUGAAUCAGUGGUGGGUUCAAUCAAUUUCAUCCAUUCCAAGAUGAAUUUGCUCCGGUCGCAAUCACACGGAGCAAUUGCGUUAAUGGAGAUAGUAUGGAUACACUUUCGCGCCGUUCUUAAAUCUCAUUUUAUCUACUCAAACAGUUGUAUGCAUAAAUUGAAUCGGUCGAUGUAAAACAGCUUAACUUACAAGAGAAAAUUAUUUUAAAGGAUAAAUUAUACGCUUCACACAAUUCUUUAUUUAAUAAAAUCUAGUAUUUUUUUACUAAUAAAU